Molecule: messenger RNA, 9904 nt
Organism: Pseudophryne corroboree (corroboree frog)
Lineage: Eukaryota; Metazoa; Chordata; Amphibia; Anura; Myobatrachidae
Gene: CHD9
Product: chromodomain helicase DNA binding protein 9
Exons: 39
Coding region: 347-8950 (2867 amino acids)
Molecular function (GO): ATP binding; ATP-dependent chromatin remodeler activity; protein binding
Source: RefSeq, a predicted model, not a curated record
UGGAGGGGCCGCCGCUGGAUCAGCAGCAGCAGCAGCAGCAGCAGCAGCAGCAGCGCUGGGAAACUUGGCCUCAUAGAGCGGCAGCAGGGAGAGACCCCCUCCCUUCCCCCCAUCAUUCCCACUCCCCGGGGGAUCGACAACCAGGAGUGAUCCAUCGGUGAUCAGCACUGGGGAGGGGGUCCCCGCCUACGUCUCCACCCCACUCGGUCGUGUCUCGGGCGGGAUCCCGGGUUCUAUAAUUAUGUAGUCAUGUUUAAUAUCCGCUUUGGAGGAACAUCACCACCAUGGCUUGGGUCAUGACGUAGCAGUCUUUAAUGACGUGGUCCUACUAUCUACAUCUAUCAAUAUGACUGAUCCCAUGAUGGAUUUUUUUGAUGAUACACACCUUUUUGAUGAGACUUUAGGUCUGUCAGAUGAUGCAUUUGUUCAACACGACUCAGUAUCUCUGGUUGAUGAAUUGAACCUUGGAGCAGAGUUUGAACCUCUCCAUGUUGACUCUUUGAAUCACGUGCAAGAUUCUCAAACCCACCAAAAGAUCAGUGAGUUUGAUACACUCAAUCAGUUUGAUUCUGUAAAAUUACAUCAAGUAAGCCAAUCCUAUAACAGUCCGGUUGAGAGUGUUUUGUCUCCGCGAUCUCCGUUUAGCUGCUCUCCAAUACACACACAAAGUCAAGGCAAUGGUAUGUUUCCUGAUGAUGGAAGUCCCAUGUGGGGACACCAAACUGCCACAAGUAUUCAAAGUCAGAAUGGCUCCCCAUUCCACCAACAUGGACACUCUCAGCCUAUGCCGCAAAGUAAAGGAUUUGUAACACACCAUGAUUUUGCCUUGUUUCAGUCCAGCGAGCAACAGCGGGUCUCAAUACAGCCGCAGCACAAUAGGAACAGUAUCAACACUGGUCAGGAACCCUUGAACCUACCAAAAAACUUCAUGGAUGUUAAUGUUUCUUUACCACAUAGAACUUCUAAUGCCCAACAAACUUCCAUGAUUAACAACACAACUCCACAAGAUCCUUUGCCUUUAGAACAGUUUUCUCAAGUAGCCCCAACAUCCUUGCACUUUUGUGGCAAUUCAGUUGGAACGCCGCACGAGAACACAUUUGAUAGCCACUCUCCAGCGCCUUGCCCUGUGAAUGCUACACCAACGUUUUCUACUCAUUAUCCUUUCUCGAACAAUCACCUAAACCAUGCCACACAUUCUUUGUCAGACUUUACUGAAAGCCCAGGAUUUUCAGAUUUGGAAGUCAAGCAGGAGCCUAGUCCACAUGUUCUGAACCCUAGCGAACAAUUACACCCUAACGAUUUCCAGAUGGUACAUGCUUCACAUCCUCAGGGUAACUACAAUAGAACAAAAAUGUCUCCUAUGACCAUUAAUUUCCAAGCCCAAGAUGGUUCCUCUGUUCGGUUGAGCCACUUCAAUGACCAUAUGGAGAGCAAUGGGUUUUCACCUUUGGAAGACAACCUUUUGCAACAAGUCGAUUCUCAAUCUGAGCCAUUUACAGGGCUUGAUCCAGAGGAUUUGCUACAGGAAGACCUACUGCCACAUUUUGACGCAACAUAUGCCCAAGACAGCUCCAAUUCAACACAUGCUGUGCUAGAGCAUCAUGAUGCAGAGACUUGUGUUGAAGAACAGAUAAAUAUUCCAAAUGAUCUUCUUAACAUCCAGCAACAAGAUCUGCAUCCUAAUCCUUGGAAUACCAUGUCAUCCAAUCAUCUUCAUCUCCAUGAGAGGAGACGUGUGACUUCACAGGGAAAGCCUCCCUGCUCCAAAAAGCUUGAUGGCUCUAGGGCCUACCACAAGCUCCCGAAUUCCAAGGUGAAGUCAGCAUCUGAGAGGCGCCCCAAAAAAAAAACUGACUCUGAGAGCAAACAGGAGAAGGCUAAUCGGAUCAUCUCCGAAGCUAUUGCCAAAGCCAAGGAAAGGGGCGAGAGGAACAUUCCCCGGGUCAUGAGCCCUGAGAACUUCCCUAGCGUCUCCUCUUCAGAGGGCAAGGAGGAAAAACGGGGACGGAAAGCAAAAUCCAAACCCAAGGACAAGGAAAGCAAGAAAACCAAAACUGGUCUGACCUCCAAACUAAAAGACGAGAAGAAAAUUGGCAAAUUAAUAAUUACUCUGGGCCGCAAGCAAAAAAGAAAGAUUGAAUCAUCAGAUGAUAUUUCUGACUCUGAAACAGCUUCACGGACUCUAAAAGAAGAUGAUCCUCAGAAGCGGAGAUCAAACCGGCAGGUAAAGAGGAAGAAAUACGCAGAGGAGGGGGAGGGGAAGCAUUCAGAGGAGGAACCAAAGGCCAAUGUUAAAAACAAGAAGAGUGGCACCCCACUGCCAGCAGAACAGCCUCUGCAAUUGUUUGUGGAGAACCCCAGUGAAGAAGAUGCUGCCAUUGUGGAUAAAAUAUUAUCUUCAAGGACUGUAAAAAAAGAGACUCAGUCCGGGAUGUUGGUUGACGUGGAAGAAUUUUAUGUUAAGUACAAGAACUACUCUUACCUCCACUGUGAAUGGGCCACAGAGCAGCAACUGCUGAAGGAUAAAAGGAUUCAGCAGAAGAUAAAACGUUUCAAGGUCAGACAGGCACAAAGGGCGCACUUCUUUGCUGAUAUGGAAGAAGAAAUGUUUAAUCCAGAUUAUGUAGAAGUAGAUCGUGUGUUAGAAGUUUCCUUCUGUGAAGAUAACGAUACUGGAGAGCCUGUUAUUUAUUAUUUAGUAAAGUGGUGUUCACUGCCAUAUGAAGACAGCACGUGGGAAUUGAAGGAAGAUGUUGACCAGGGAAAAAUAGAGGAGUUUGAGCAACUGCAAGCCAUCCGACCUGAUACUAGGAAAAUGGAUCGACCACCUUCUAACUCUUGGAAGAAAAUCCACCUGUCGCGGGAAUAUAAAACUGGUAAUCAGCUCAGAGAAUACCAACUGGAAGGGCUUAACUGGCUGCUUUUCAACUGGUAUAACAGACGGAACUGUAUUUUGGCAGAUGAGAUGGGCCUGGGUAAAACUAUUCAGAGUAUCACAUUCCUUCAUGAGAUAUUCCUGGCCGGGAUCCAUGGCCCGUUCCUCAUCAUCGCUCCACUUUCCACCAUCACUAACUGGGAACGAGAGUUUCGCACUUGGACAGAUCUCAAUGUGGUUGUGUACCAUGGCAGCAUGAUCAGCCGACAAAUGAUCCAGCAAUAUGAGAUGUAUUUUCGGGACUCCCAGGGUCGUAUUGUCCGUGGGACGUACAAGUUCCAAGCCAUCAUCACCACGUUUGAGAUGAUUUUGGGGGGCUGCCCAGAGCUGAAUGCUAUUGAGUGGAGGUGUGUGAUCAUUGACGAGGCGCACAGGCUGAAGAAUAAGAACUGCAAACUGCUGGAGGGUCUGAAACUCAUGAAUCUGGAACAUAAAGUGCUUUUAACAGGAACUCCUCUGCAAAACACAGUGGAGGAACUUUUCAGCCUACUGCAUUUCCUGGAGCCCCUGCGCUUUCCCUCUGAGUCUACGUUCAUGCAAGAGUUUGGAGACCUGAAGACUGAGGAGCAGGUUCAAAAACUACAGGCCAUUUUAAAACCAAUGAUGCUUCGACGUCUUAAGGAAGAUGUGGAGAAGAAACUGGCCCCUAAGGAAGAGACAAUCAUAGAGGUAGAGCUAACUAACAUCCAGAAGAAGUAUUACAGAGCCAUCCUGGAGAAGAACUUUGCCUUCCUGUCUAAAGGGGCUGGGCAAGCAAACGUCCCCAACCUGGUCAACACCAUGAUGGAACUGCGCAAGUGCUGUAACCACCCUUAUCUCAUUAAAGGUGCUGAAGAGAAGAUUCUAGGCGAGUUCAGAGAAACGCACAAUCCAAUGGCUGCAGAUUUCUACCUCCAGGCCAUGAUCCAAUCUGCUGGAAAGUUAGUCCUCAUAGAUAAAUUACUGCCCAAAAUGAAGGCAGGAGGCCACAAGGUGCUCAUCUUCUCCCAGAUGGUGCGUUGUCUGGACAUAUUGGAGGACUAUCUCAUGCACAAGAGAUACCUCUAUGAGCGCAUUGAUGGGCGAGUCCGAGGAAACCUACGGCAGGCUGCAAUCGAUCGCUUCAGUAAGCCAGAUUCUGAUCGGUUUGUGUUCCUGCUUUGCACCAGGGCGGGCGGCCUGGGGAUUAACCUGACUGCUGCUGACACCUGCAUCAUAUUUGACUCUGACUGGAACCCACAGAAUGACCUCCAGGCCCAAGCUCGGUGUCAUAGGAUUGGCCAGAACAAAGCUGUGAAGGUUUAUAGACUAAUAACAAGGAAUUCCUAUGAACGAGAGAUGUUUGACCGGGCAAGCCUAAAGUUGGGCUUGGACAAGGCUGUUCUACAAAGUAUGAGCGGAAGAGAAAACAGCGUAGGAGGGAUUCAGCAGCUUUCAAAGAAAGAAAUAGAAGACCUUCUGAGGCGAGGAGCAUAUGGUGCCAUCAUGGAUGAGGAGGAUGAAGGCUCAAAGUUCUGUGAAGAAGACAUUGACCAAAUCCUUCAGAGGAGGACUAAGACCAUUACCAUAGAAUCUGAAGGAAGAGGGUCAACAUUUGCCAAGGCCAGUUUUGUAGCUUCUGGCAACAGAACUGACAUCUCAUUGGAUGAUCCGAACUUCUGGCAAAAAUGGGCUAAAAAGGCAGAAAUUGACUUGGAUUCGGCGAGUGGAAGAAAUAGCCUGGUUAUUGACACCCCGAGGAUUCGCAAACAGACCCGGCCCUUCAGCGCCACCAAAGAUGAACUGGCGGAGCUGUCUGAAGCGGAGAGUGAAGGAGAUGACAAGCCCAAGCUACGGAGACCAUAUGAUCGGUCCAGUGGCUAUGGCAGGACGGAGUGCUUCCGUGUUGAGAAGAACCUGUUGGUCUAUGGGUGGGGAAGAUGGAGAGACAUACUGUCACAUGGCCGCUUCAAGAGGCAGCUAAAUGAGCAGGACGUUGAAAUAAUCUGUCGAGCUUUGCUGGCUUAUUGCCUGGUGCACUACAGGGGAGAUGAAAAGAUCAAAAGCUUCAUCUGGGACCUCAUCACGCCAACUGAAGAUGGUCGGACGCGGGAGUUACAGAACCAUCUUGGCCUGUCUGCUCCAGUACCCCGGGGCAGGAAGGGGAAGAAGGUAAAGACCCAGACUAGUACCUUUGACAUCCACAAGGCUGAAUGGCUGCGGAAAUAUAACCCAGAACACCUCCUACAAGACGACGGGUAUAAAAAGCACUUAAAGCAUCACUGCAACAAGGUUCUGCUGAGGGUGAGAAUGCUGUAUUAUCUCAAGCAGGAAGUGAUUGGUCCUCACAGCAAAAAUGUUCUUGAUGGAGUGGAUGUCCGUGAAAUUGAUUUACGGGUUCCAGAGCCCGAUCAUUCAGAGUUACCAGUAAAUUGGUGGGAUGCAGAUGCGGAUAAGUCGCUUCUCAUUGGCGUGUUUAAGCAUGGCUAUGAGAAAUACAACACUAUCCGGGCGGAUCCAGCUCUUUGCUUCCUUGAACGGGCUGGCAAGCCAGACGAAAAAGCUGUUGCUGCAGAACAGAGAGCUAAUGAUUAUAUUGACGGUGAUGUUGAAGAUCCUGAGUACAAACCUGCUCCUGCCUUAUUUAAAGACGACAUGGAGGAUGAUGCCUCGUCUCCUGGUGAUCUAGUUAUAGCAGAUGGAGAUGGACAGGGUCAGGAAGGAGACAAAGGCUACUGGCCCACACAGUCCACACUGACCACCCGCUUGCGGAGGCUUAUAACCGCAUUCCAACGCACUUCCAAGUUUCGGCAGAUUCAGCAAAUCCCACCCAUGUUUCCCAUUCACACAACUGUAACACAACAAGCACCUUACGAAGAGGUUUCUCUCAAUCCGAAAGUGGCUGCAAAAAUUGAAAGACAGCAGAGGUGGACCCGAAGGGAGGAAGCUGACUUUUACAGAGUAGUCUCAACAUUUGGCGUAGUAUUUGACCCAGGAAGAGGUCAGUUUGAUUGGACCAAGUUUCGAGCAAUGGCAAGACUUCAUAAGAAAACGGACGAGAGUCUUGAGAAGUACCUCUAUGCCUUUAUAGCAAUGUGCCGGAGGGUGUGUCGGCUGCCUUCUAAAGAAGACUUAGCAGAGUCCCCCAUCUCUAUCCAGCCGAUCACAGAAGAGCGAGCCUCCAGAACGUUGUACCGUAUUGAGCUUCUGAGGAAGGUGCGCGAACAAGCUAUCCGCCACCCACAGCUGUUUGAACGCUUAAAGCUCUGCCAGCCUAGCCCUGAUUUACCGGUAUGGUGGGAAUGUGGCAGUCAUGAUAAGGAUUUGGUAAUUGGAGCUGCUAAACAUGGUGUAAGCAGAACUGACUAUAACAUUCUGCGGGAUCCAGAACUUUCCUUUAUGGUGUCUCAAAGGAAUUAUAACCAGAAUAAAGGGACCUCCUCUACUCCGCUUAUAGCCCAGUCAAACCAACUGCUGUUGUCAACAUCUCCUCUUACUCCUCAAUCAAGGACGCAGGAUAUAAAAGGGAGCCCAAACGAUGAGGUCAGGGUUAGAGAUGAUACUGUAAAGGAUGAGACUUCUUCUUUUAAGGAAGAGUCUGCAAAAAUGAAAGUAGAGGAAGUUAGUCUCAUCAAUGGUCCAUUGCUUCACACUGGAGAACACAAGUCAACCAUUAAGUCGGAGGCGAGCAGGCGUAUGGUGGCAGCAAGGACUGAGCCACUAACUCCUAAUCUAACUUCCAAGAAACAGAGAAUCAGCAAGCGAGGGUCAGCCUCCAGUUCAGGCUCUGAUUCUGACUCGAACCGAUCGUCUUGUUCAUCCAGAUCUUCCUCUUCCUCAUCUUCUUCCUCCUCCUCUUGCUCGCGUUCAGGAUCCAGCUCUUCCUCUUCUUCCUCUUCAUGUUCAUCAUCCUCAUCGUCUUCCUCCUCUUCUUCAUCCUCGUCAUCUUCAUCUGAGGACAGUGACAGUGAUGGGGAUGUGCAGAAAAGUGAACGAGUGCCGCAUGUAAAAGCCUAUGAUGAAGAGAGUGUGGCCUCUAUGAGUACCAUACAGGAUGAAACUCAGGACAGCUUCCAGUUAGACAAUGGAACACCUAACUCUAACUACCUUGUACAAGGGGGAUAUCUGUUUGCUGCUGCCCAUUGGCCAAAGGAUCGAGUGGUAAUCAACAGACUGGACAGUAUUUGCCAGGCAGUAUUGAAAGGAAAAUGGCCCACUACCCGAAGAAACUAUGAUGGUACCAGUGUGGCAUCUUUCUAUACCACCAAACUACUGGAUAGCUCUGGGGCUGCCAUGGAGUACAGUGAGCCAAGUCCACAGGUGGCCACCUGCGUUGCCAUCAAGGAAGAACCCAACCAAUUGCCACAGAUGUCAAAGGUGAAGAAGCAUGUACAAGAAAAGGAGUUUACAGUGAAAAUCAAUGACGAAAGUGGCUUAAAAUUGACAUUUCAAAAGCAAGGGAUACCACAGAAAAGGCCGCUGGACAGUGAGGAAGGAAUGGGACAGCAGCAAUAUUUGGCUCGACUGCAAGAUCUCCAGAAUGCAUCAGAGACUAGUCUUGUAAACUUUCCCAAAUCUACUGCAGCUUUAGGUACAUCCAGUAUGGUGCCUCCAAGUGACAACAUGAAUGGCAUAUUGACAGAAACGCAACCGGUUGUCAAGAAAAGAAGAGGUAGAAGGAAGAAUGUGGAAGGAGUGGAUAUUCUAUACAUGAACAGAAAUAAGACACUUAAUCAUGUCAACCCAAUUGCCUCUCCCUCCCUGCCACAGCCUGCAACAUGCCCCCAGGUGCACUUGGGCCCCCAACGAGCAUUGGAUGCAGACAGCCCUGUAUCGGUCAUUAACUUAAAGGAUGGCACAAGGCUUGCGGGAGAUGAUGCCCCAAAAAGGAAGGAUCUAGAGAGCUGGCUAAAAGCGCACCCCAAUUAUGUGGAAGAUCUGGGUGCAUUUAUCCCUAGGAUGCAGCUUCAUGAAGGUAGGCCUAAGCAGAAACGGCACCGCUGCAGGAAUCCCAACAAGCUGGAUGUGAACAGCCUUACAGGAGAGGAGCGUGUUCAGCUGAUCAACAAGAGAAAUGCCAGGAAGGUUGGGGGUGCAUUUGCUCCUCCUCUGAAAGACCUGUGUCGCUUUCUGAAGGAAAAUCCAGAAUACGGAGUGGCCCCCGAGUGGGGAGAUGUUGUAAAGCAAUCUGGUUUUCUCCCAGAUAGCAUGUUUGAUCGCAUCUUGACUGGCCCUGUGGUGCGUGAGGAAGUGAGCAGAAGAGGGAGGAGGCCGAAAAGUGAGAUUGCCAAAGCCGCAGCUGCCACAUCUGCAGGCAGCUCUGGGAAUGUGACCUCACUGAUAGCAAAUGGCCUGAUCCCAGGUAUGGAUCUAGCCAGCUACCAAGCACUACAGCAGAACUUCCAGAGCCUCCAAUCUCUACAGUUGACAGCUGGAUUAAUUGGUUUACCUGCAGGACUCUCAGCAUCUGGUGGGGAUGCAAAAAACAUGGCCGCCAUGUUCCCUAUGUUGUUGUCCGGUAUGGCUGGAUUACCCAAUCUGUUGGGUAUGGGAAACCUGUUGAAUAAGUCUUCAGACCCUUGUCCUGAGGGGAAAGAGAAGAACUGCACAAAUGACUGCAAAGAAACUGAGAACAACAGCGAGAGGACGAUAUCUCCUGCCAGUGACAAACCCAAGCAAAACUCUAGCCCUCCUUCCACAUCAAUGGGAACUGCACUGCGAGCAGGCUCCUUAUCGCUCAACCCACUGUUGUUACCCAAUAUAAUCUACCCAGGGAUGCUCCUCACUCCAGGCCUUAAUCUUCACAUCCCAGCUGUGUCCCAGCCUAAUGUUUUCGAUGUACAAAAUACUAAAAAAGGCAAUGGCCCAGUUCAGGCUCCAGAUUCCACAGCAGAACCGACUCCUGCUCCCAGUCUGGAAGGAAAAGCUGGGAAUGAGGUUGCCUCUCAAAACGAAAACAGCACAGACGAAGGUUCUGAGAAGGCAGACCCUUCAUCAGGAUCAAAUAGUCCCUCGUCGUCUUCAUCUGAAGACUCAGACUCUUCGGAGGAGGACUAACCCUUACAGAACCUGCACUUAAAUUAUAUUCGAAAACUUUAUUAUUAUUUUUUAUUUUUUUUGGAACCUCCUUCUGCCUACAAUUAUUUUAAUUGUAAAUAUCUGUGUUACAAAUGCAUCAAAUGAUUUUCCAGAACAGGUGGACAUUUUAGCAUUUGUUCUGAAAAUGCAAAGGGCGUUUUAUGAAAACGUUUUGCAUGUAAUACUCUCACAGAGAUAAACUUGUAAUGUAAUAUAAAAAAAACAAAAAUACACACCGUGCUGUAAGAAGAUUAUAGCAAAAGGCAUUAAUUUUGUUUGAGGGAAGUCUGGGGUAAUUUUAUGGAAAAAUUAAAAAAAGAAAAAAAAAAAAAGAUAAAGGCAGCCUUGCUCUGUAAGAGCCGUAUAUAAAUAAUAUAUUUGCAGUGAAACACAGAAUCCUCUAAGUAUAUUGUGGUUUUCAUUUCUACCUUUUAGUUUUUACAAUUUCUUCAUGAGUUUCAUUUACAGAAUUUAGCAAUAAUUUUGGGCAGUUUACGAAUGUUGUGAAAAUGUUUUGGCAGCCCUGUUUUUAUUUCACCUUAAAGGGAAAUUAUCAUGAAAAUUGUAUUUUAAUUAUUAUUUUUUUGUUUGUUUUUGUAAGUUAUGAUAGCAGCAUUUAGUCUACUGGUACAGCAAAAAUGAGCAUUAUGGAUAUUUAUUUACAUAUUAUUAAUCUGGAAUAUACACUUUGACUCUAAAAGAGCCUUGUUUCUGCCUCCCCUUAAUGAAAGCACAAAGGUUAGAUGCUGCCGAAUGCCUAUGGCCUGCUCAAACUUAUAGCACUAUCUGCUAAUUAUGGAUUAUAUAAACCCACACAUUGUUCAGUUACAGAGUAAAGUGAUCGCCAUAAAGGGAGAGACGAGAACUGUAAAGUGACCAUAGCUAACGUCAUGCCAUGAAUGAGAAAAUAAAAAAUAUAUUAUAUUUUGCAAA